Molecule: messenger RNA, 1247 nt
Organism: Polyodon spathula (Mississippi paddlefish)
Lineage: Eukaryota; Metazoa; Chordata; Actinopteri; Acipenseriformes; Polyodontidae
Product: R-spondin-2-like
Exons: 6
Coding region: 442-1182 (246 amino acids)
Source: RefSeq, a predicted model, not a curated record
AAUAUACCCUGUACUGUUAAACUCUAUUAGAAAUAGUAGCCUAUAUGUAGAUGUUCUGGGGGCGUUGCCUCCAGUACCCGUUUCUAUUUGUCUGUAUAUGAAGCGCGCUGCUAACUGUCGAGAGCUGUGAUGACCCUGCUGGAUGAUAGUGAUGCAGGCUGAAUGGAUGAAUGACUGUGAGAUUUGUCAUGUACUGUGAGACAGCCGGGCCAGGCGUGACAGGGUUAACGAAGCGCUGUGAUGCAACUCCGGAGAGUCUUCGCGUAUAAAUGUCCCCGCAAGGCAGUCUUAGAAGUAAUGUUACCUUAUCUGACGCUUCCAACCCAUUCAGCUGUGCCGUGUGGAGCGCCGGUUCUUCCACACUUCCAAUUUCAACUGGAUCUGCUGUUGCCUUUCACUGAUGUCCCGUUAUCUGGUUUGAGUUGAGUCCUGUUUGCACAGAUGCAUUUGAGACUUUUCGCAAUUGUAUUCCUCGUCAACUGUGCAUUUAUGCUAAGCCAACAGACCCCGAGAACGUUGAGUGUCGGUUCUGAUUUGCCUGACGACUGCAAGAGCUGUCUCGAGUGCUCCGGAGACAACGGCUGCCUGAAGUGCCCAGAGAAGCUGUUCCUGUUCAUUCAGAGAGAAGGGAUGCGGCAGCACGGCUUGUGUGUGCAAUCCUGUCCACUGGGGCACUACGGCGUGCGGGGGCAAGAUAUUAACAGAUGCACCAAAUGCAAGACACCAGAUUGUGAGAAUUGUUUCAGCAAGGAUUUCUGCAUCAGGUGUAAAGCUGGAUUCCACCUGUUUAAAGGGAAGUGCCUGAGCAGCUGUCCAGACGGGACUGCCCCCCAUCUCGCAGACUGUAUCGAGGGCUGUGAGUCAGGACAGUGGAGUGAGUGGACAGCGUGCACCAACAAUGGACACCUGUGUGGACACAGAUGGGGGACACAAAGCAGGAGCAAAGAGAUUGUUAGAAAAGAGACGGUUGAGACAGCCUCCUGCCCAGUGCUGUCCGAGACCAAGAGGUGCAGGAUGAAGAAGAGAUGUCCUGGAGUCCACAGAAGAGGAUUUCAAACCGCCCUGCCUCAAGAAUCGGCAGCUUGUUCCAUACUGAAAGGCGUAGAGAAAAAGCCUCUGAAUAAAAAGAAGGGGAAGAAGCAGAGAAACGGCGGGAUAACGGAGCCCCCGGAACAGCCCUAAUGAACCAGCAGACAGGCUGACCCCUAACCCUCACCCUCACCCUCACCCUAACGAACCAGCAGACA